Messenger RNA from Candoia aspera, 2112 nucleotides. RefSeq names its product arginine and serine rich protein 1 (gene RSRP1). The record is from RefSeq and is a predicted model, not a curated record. NCBI's taxonomy places the organism in Eukaryota, Metazoa, Chordata, Lepidosauria, Squamata, Candoiidae. The transcript has 6 exons.
UGCUGCUGACGAGGAGCCGGUUGAACGCGCUUUUUUCCCCCGGGAGCCGCGAACGGCGCCUUGACCGAUAACCGAGUGGGCUUUUACUUCUUUCACCUUUGGCGUGCGGAAUUCGGAGCAUCUCCGCGUUCUUGCUCUAAUGGCGGUGACCAACGAAGCCGAGCUCUCCCCUCAGGGACCUCCGCGGAGCCAGGAGCAAUCCGGCUGGCGCCAGAGUCCUCACCAAAUCCAUGGAAGUUACGAGAAGAAAGGAAUUUCUGUGGCACUUGAUGUGAUUGGGAUUGGACAGCAGAAAGCAGAAGGCACAUGUUCUAGAAUUUCUGAAAAGCAGAGAGUGAGCAAGAAGACAGAUGAAAUGACAGGAUUCAUGGAUGACUUGCCUCUGAGCUCACCUAAAGAGAGAUCUCCUUCAUGUUCAAGGAGCAGCUGUAGCGGGCGAUCCUCCUCAGUAUCAUCCAGUGAUUCAUCUUAUAGUUCAAGAUCUAGUUCAAGUAUUUCAUCUUCCUCCACAAGCUGGAGUAGGUCAAGGAGCAGAUCAAGGUCAUGUACUAAAAGGAAUUAUUCUCAGAGAUACAGGUGACACUCAAGAACUUAUUCCAGGAGUCGCUCAAGAUCACGCAAUUACAGAUACCGGGAAAGGUGCCAUCCUAGAUACUACAGAAGAUAUCAUUGCUCACCUCCAAGAUAUCGAUCACGGAGCCAAUCUCCUGUUAGAUCAUACUAUAGAAGGUCUUACUCCAGAAGUAGAUCAAGAAGCCAAGGAUACUAUGGGUUUGGACGAACUGUACGUCCUGAAUCUUAUAGAAGCUCUAGAACCCGUUUCCAAACAAGAUCUCGCAGUAGAACUCCUCUUCACUUGACGGAAAAAGAAAAGAGAGAACUACUGGAAAUAGCAAAGGCUAAUGCGGCUAAAACCUUUGGGAAAGAAAUAGUCUUGCCAGCCAGUUUAAGAAUUGACACAAAAUCGAAUGAAAAUGGAAAACCAAAAGAGAACAACUUAUAUUUUAAGAAAUCAUGAAUGUGGUCUCCAGCUCUGAUGAAGAAAAUCUGUUGGUGAUUGUGGGCAAUAGCUGUGACUCACGGGAGGGGAAGUAGGAUUCAAGUAAGUCUGAAAUGGUUGGAAAGUAUUUACAUAAAACUGAACAAUUAAAAGUCUAAACUUACUUUCUUAAGCAGUGAUGUUAGGUAGUAAAAUACUAUAAAUGUUAUAUUCUAGGUAUUGAAAGAAAGAUUAGGAACUGCCUGUUGAUUUUGAAAAUAUUUUCCUCAAUUCUUCUCUAGUAGGAAAUAACAAAAUAUAAUCCUUAAUGAAGUGUACCUUUUCAUUAAUCUAGAAUCUAAAGAAUCUAAAAUUUAGGGGUGGGUAUGAACCUAAGCUAAACUUACUGAAAAUAGCAAACAUGACCAUAAAUUUUAGCAAUUUGGUCAGCACUUCCUCCUUAAUCCCAAUAAUACUUAUUUGGAGGUCUGAUAGAAUUAUUUUCAGAUUAGUAAUUGUAGUGUUUGCACGUUUAUUCAGAAGCUAGAGCAGAACCUUAUUUAAGUUAUUUAGGUGGCAGUAAUUUAAAAUAUAAACAUUCUCUCCCUAGCAGACCAGCAAACAAACAGAAGAUAAGAAAAUGGAAUUGAGAUGACUUCUGCAACGAAGGGCAUUACUCUUAAUCCGAAUAAUAUAAUGCCGAGGCCACGGGCCCUGAAAUCAGCAAGUUUGCAUUCUAAAGAUGCUGUAGUAUCCCCAGGAAGAGAAGAGAAAAAAGAGGGCCCUAUUGGCCAGUGGAUUCCUGUUAAGAAUGAGUUUCAUAAUUUUUCACCUAAAAGUACAACCUUCAGAGCGUGCUAAUAGUUCUAUUCUGGUUAAUAGCAUCUGAAAUAUCUCAGUAUUGGGUUUAAAUAUAGGUUAUCUCAUUUGAAACUAGAAUUUGUUUUUUAGAUAGAAAAUGGAGCACAGAGGCCCAGAGAAUACAGGUAGGAUUUUUUUUUAUGUAAAUAAUUCUUUUUGACUGAAAUGGAUUAUGUCACAAGCAGGAUAUAUUAUUAAAAUGAAUUUGAGAGCAGUUUUCAGUGUGUAAUAUAUGUAACAUAAGAACAAAUAAACUUUCAUUUUAUAACUUG